CGGCGGGGGAGGAGCCGGGUCCACUGCCGGGUGGAGGGGCAAGGCGAGCGAGUGUCCUUAUCCUGGCAACUGGGGCUCGGGCCUGUGAGCCAGUUGGAGUCGCGGCGGCGGGGACGAUUGGGCCGAGCGGAGGAAGACAUGUUGCUUUUCGUGGAGCAGGUAACAUCUAAAGGAACUGGUUUAAAUCCCAAUGCCAAAGUAUGGCAAGAAAUUCCUCCUGGAAAUACUGAUGCCACUCCAGUAACCCAUGAAACUGAAAGCUCUUGGCAUGAAACAGCAGCUACAUCAGUGUCUCAUCCUGAGGGUAAUACAGACCUAUCAGAAGAUAUGUGUAAGGAAUAUGAAGUAAUGUAUUCUUCAUCUUGCGAAACCACAAGAAAUACUGCAGGCAUUGAGGAAUCAACUGAUGGAAUGAUUUUAGGACCAGAAGAUCUAAGUUACCAAAUAUAUGAUGUUUCUGGAGAAAGCAAUUCAGCAAUUUCUACAGAAGACCUAAAAGAAUGUCUGAAGAAACAAUUAGAAUUCUGUUUCUCACGAGAAAAUUUAUCAAAGGAUCUUUACUUGAUAUCUCAAAUGGAUAGUGAUCAGUUCAUCCCAAUUUGGACAGUUGCCAACAUGGAAGAAAUAAAAAAGCUGACCACAGACCCUGAUCUGAUUCUUGAAGUAUUGAGAUCUUCUCCCAUGGUACAAGUUGAUGAGAAGGGUGAGAAAGUAAGACCAAGUCAUAAGCGUUGUAUCUUGAUUCUUCGAGAAAUUCCUGAAACAACACCAAUAGAGGAAGUGAAAGCUUUGUUCAAAAAUGAAAAUUGUCCCAAAGUAAUAAGCUGUGAGUUUGCACACAAUAGCAGCUGGUAUGUCACGUUCCAGUCAGACACAGAUGCCCAACAGGCUUUCAAAUACCUAAGAGAAGAAGUUAAAACAUUUCAGGGCAAGCCAAUCAUGGCAAGGAUAAAAGCCAUCAACACAUUUUUUGCUAAGAAUGGUUAUCGAUUAAUGGAUUCUAGUAUGUAUAGUCAGCCCAUUCAAACUCAAGCACAGUAUGCCUCACCAGUGUUUAUGCAGCCUCUAUAUAAUCCUCACCAACAGUACUCGGUCUAUAGUAUUGUGCCUCAGUCUUGGUCUCCAAAUCCUGCACCUUACUUUGAAACACCACUGGCUCCCUUUCCCAAUGGUAGUUUUGUGAAUGGCUUUAAUUCACCAGGAUCUUAUAAAACAAAUGCAGCUGCUCUGAAUAUGAGUCGACCAUUCCAAAAAAAUCGUGUGAAGCCUCAUUUUAGGUCAUCCAGUGGCUCAGAACACUCAACAGAGGGCUCUGUGUCAUUGGGGGAUGGGCCACUAAACAGAUCGAAUUCAAGGAACUUACCAACUGAACGGCAUAACCCUACAGUAACAGGACAUCAGGAGCAAACUUAUCUUUCAAAGGAGACUUCCCCUUUGCAGAUGGAGCAGAAUGGGGACUAUGGUAGGGGCAGGAGAACCAUUUUCAGAGGUCGAAGACGACGAGAAGACGACAGGAUCCCAAGACCUCAUCCUUCAACAGCUGAAGCAAAGACUCCAACACCAAAGUUUGACUUAUUAGCUUCAAAUUUUCCUCCUUUACCUGGAAGCUCAUCAAGAAUGCCUGGUGAACUCGUUUUGGAGAAUAGGAUGUCUGAUGUUGUUAAAGGUGUCUACAAAGAAAAGGAUAAUGAAGAGUUGAGAGUUAGUUGCCCAGUGCCUGCAGAGGAUGAGCAGACAGAAUGCACUUCUGCCCAGCAAUUCAGUCUGAGUGCCAGUCCACCCUGUGCAGCUGAGCUUCCUGCAUUAAGCACAUCUCAGCAAGAAAAGGAUCUAAUAGAAGAUUCCACUAUUCAGAAGGAUGUUGUCAACCAAAUGACUAUACCGGUUUCUCCCCCAAGUACUGCAAAGCCAUCAAGAGGAAACACUGCUUCGCCAUGUAAUAGCGUAAAUGCAGCUGUAUCUGUGGCCCUGCAGGAACCCCGGAAGUUAAGUUACGCUGAAGUGUGCCAGAAGCCCCCUAAAGAGCCGUCUUCAGUUCUUGCACAGCCACUUCGGGAGCUUCGCUCCAACGUAGCAUCUCCUACCAAACAGGAAGAGAACGGAACUCCUGAGAAGUCUGUUGAGAAACCACAUGAGAAGCCAGAAGCAAAGGCUAGUAAGGAUUAUUCUGGCUUCCGAGGCAAUACCAUUCCCAGGGGAACAGCUGGAAAAAUCAGGGAACAGAGACGCCAGUUUAGCCAUAGGGCUAUACCUCAGGGAGUGACUCGACGUAAUGGCAAAGAGCAAUAUGUGCCACCCAGAUCACCAAAGUAAAAACAAACAAACAGACAGACAGACAAACAAAAAACUAUUCAGAAACUUCUCUCUCUUCCCAUUAAACUUGAGCCGUGGCUGUAUUGAACUGUUUUGGAGGGGAGGGGGUAGCCAAGAAGGAAACAGGAGAAAGUACUUCCUUAAUCAUUAUGGGCUUUGGAGUUGUGAGCAGUAGGAUCCCAAAAUUCAUCUCUAAUGUGAUUUUUAAAUGCUGGAGGAUUCCAAUCAGUAUAAAUACACACACACACACACACACA
Messenger RNA from Carlito syrichta (Philippine tarsier), 2570 nucleotides. It is a transcript of the gene LARP4, whose product is annotated as La ribonucleoprotein domain family member 4. Gene Ontology annotation, biological process: positive regulation of translation. Bases 139 to 2313 code for a protein of 724 amino acids. Gene Ontology annotation, cellular component: cytoplasmic stress granule; cytosol. The transcript is spliced from 16 exons. Gene Ontology annotation, molecular function: mRNA 3'-UTR binding. NCBI's taxonomy places the organism in Eukaryota, Metazoa, Chordata, Mammalia, Primates, Tarsiidae. The record is from RefSeq and is a predicted model, not a curated record.